Molecule: messenger RNA, 639 nt
Organism: Alternaria arborescens
Lineage: Eukaryota; Fungi; Ascomycota; Dothideomycetes; Pleosporales; Pleosporaceae
Exons: 4
Coding region: 1-639 (212 amino acids)
Source: RefSeq, a predicted model, not a curated record
AUGUCUCAACCGAACUCGAAAGACAAUCGCGCCCGGCUUCCCGAAGCCGCCCACGAAGAUACCCCUGGCAUUGCUGGAGAUCAGGCACGCAGCCAGGCUCCCCCUUACGCGUACGAUCAUGGCAUCCUAACAAACUAUAACCUUGCAGCGUCAUAUACAACUGUUUAUGGCGACUCGGCUGACAGGGAUUGGCAAGACGUUGCUCUACUGUUCGCCAGUACGCUUCUGAAGGUCAAUGCGUUGAAUGAGGCGCUCCAUCACGCCUCUCAAGCCAGGAAUGCACACGCUUUCGCUUUGUGCGAUGACUUCGUCCGCAACUUCGAUAAGUGCCUUCAGGAUCGCAUCUUAGCCCUCGCCCAUGGCGAAACACAUGACGUUCUGGGUCAUGAGCGUCUGCCCGGAGCAAGCAUGAUGCGCUGGGCCUCAAAGAACGCUUCAAAGACUAAAGUGGAAUCUUCCACUCAGACCGUAGAAGACGACGGCUCCUCACAUUCGAUUUACGAGGUCACAGUACAUAUUCCACACCCUGAUAAUGAGUCUCCUCGCAGGGAGCGUUCCCGUAUCGUGCCUGUUGAGAGCACAGGCACUGAAACUGUCCCUUUCAACGAUGACCAGUUCAGCACCAAGCAGGGGAUAUAG